Molecule: messenger RNA, 2862 nt
Organism: Nicotiana tabacum (common tobacco)
Lineage: Eukaryota; Viridiplantae; Streptophyta; Magnoliopsida; Solanales; Solanaceae
Source: RefSeq, a predicted model, not a curated record
CAGGAAACACCAGUUUAUAGUUUAUUAGUCAACAUCUGGAAGCUUGAAUCUCAUACUAGAUUUUAAGCAUCCAGCAUUGACCGUUAACUAGGAUUAUGCUGCUCCAGUGAUUGGCAAAUGCUCUCCAUGAUUAUUCAUGAAUAGCCUUCUUAUGAAACCAAGUUCCAACAUCUUGGUUUCUCCUUUGACCGUCAACCUCUAUAAAUCUCUGGGGGAUCUGUUAAUGGAUUAUUUCUGCAUACAACUAGCGUAUUCUCUUGCUGCUGAAAUUUGAAAAGCCAGAUGUUUAAUUGAUGUUGUUUACCCUAAUAUCAUACUGUAUCUUUGCCAUACUGAAUUAAAAUGACAUACCAUAAAGUUGAUACUAAUUUUUGAUUUUGACAAUUAUAUAAGAAGUAGCUGGUAAGAAUGUCAGAGUCUCGUUUCACAUCUCAAUUGAACUGUUCUUUGAGAAGUUUUCCCAACCCCUCUGCCCUUCCUGUGGUCACACUUUUAGCAAACUAGCUGUCCCUUAACUCAUUGGUGGUAGUCUUCUUCUUGUCAAUUCUUCUUGAAUAAUCAGGUAGGUUGGAUCAGUCCCUUGUUUGUCUUGCACCAUCAUCUGAAAAAAUUUCUGAUAUUCAUUGCAAGAAUGAAGUUUGACUCUAUAGGCUAUCAAUGCAAUGAUAAAACUCUGAGCUUCAACCAUUUAAACUUGUUCAGAAAAAUUUGCACAUACCUGGGUUUCUCUAUCCAGACACUAUUUGAUCCCUGGGGAAAACUUUAACUUUAUUGUUUUAUGGGCAUGAGUUUUACUUUUUGUUUGCUCAAUCAAGCACUAAGAUUGUGCUGGUCAAUACAAAAGGAUCUGCCAUUACAAGAGUAUCAGUUUAGUAUAGAGCUAAUAAUGUCUUUCAAUCUACGUUCAUCGUACCUUUUACACCAGCGAGCUAAGUAAUAAGUCAUUUUUAUUUUAAAUCUCUAAAGCUAUACUUCUACCCUCGAAGCGCACUGGUUUGUUUCAGUCUGGAUUCUUGGUUUGAUUCCUUAAAUUUCCAAAGAUAAUUGGCGCAGUUAAUGUGUAUUGCACAAGUGAGGUGAUCAUUUUAAUCCAGUAAAAAUGACAGAUUAAUACUCGUGUAUUUUAAGGUUGAAAUACCUUGAAUUUCACAUGGACUUUUCACACAUUGCACAUGAAAUAUGUGGGCAACACGUUCUCUCUUGCAGCCCCUUGCUGCGCAGAGUAGAAUAAUUGAUGCAUCUAAAUGUACUGAUCAGAAAGGAAAAAGAACAUCUUAGUGUGCUUGCAACUGAUUCUGUAAAGUUGUCACAUUCUUUGAAUUGAUUCAUUGUCUUCAUUGGAGUUAUUAUUAUUGGAUUUCAACGUAGAAAAUGAGCCUAUGGUUAUCUUGCUCAAGUUUGAAUGUUCGCCUUAAUGUUUCAAUGGUUCUCUUUUAAGUUUUCCUCUAGUACAGUGAUUAAAUACGUACUCCUUUCAUGUCUUUGUCACUUUAAGGUUAGUGGAGACUUCAUUGACAGAGCCCUGACCUCCAGGCAAUGGAGUACAUAUACUUCAGCGUUGUUCUAUGCUUCCUGGUGCCCGUUCUCAAGGAGAAUUCAUUUCAUGUUUGAAGCCUUAAGUUCUAUGUAUCCUCAAAUUGAACACCUAGCCAUUGAGCAAUCUUCAGCCAUGCCGAGCUUGUUCUCAAGAUAUGGCAUACAUAGCAUGCCUGCGAUACUAAUUUUUAACCAAACGUCAAGGAUGUGGUUUCAUGAUUCCAAAGAUCUUGAUUCACUUUCAAAAUUUUACCGGAGAACUACAGGACUUGAACCAAUUCAGUUUGUUGAUGUUGAUCAAUCUGGUGUGUUAAGGAAAAAAAGAUUUGCAACGGAGUCCAAGCUCUCCUUGCCGCUCAAUGAAAUGUUAAGUCGAGAACCUUACUUGUCAUUUGCUGUAGCAUUCCUUUGUUUAAGAGUAAUAUGGAUUGUUGCCCAAAGACUCAUGUACCAUAUCAAAGCUUUUUGGACGAGGUACAGACCCAAUCCAAAUUUAGACAUCUUCGGUGAAACUGGCCAAAUCUUGAGGCGGAUUGUUCAGGCGAUAGAUAUGAAGGGGCUUUGGACAAAGCUAAGACAAUGCAAGAUCAGGAACUUGCACCAUGGUGCAAGGAGUGCACGCGUGUGGGCUUCAUCUUUGGCUUCUGUCUCCCUUGGUGAAUCAUCAACUUCUAGAUAGCCGCGCUUAGAAAGAUCUCUGACUGUGUAUAUAGUUGCUGUGAGGAGGGGUUGGAAUUCUGAGGUUACUAAAAAGAAAACCUCCCCGGUUUGAAGUAAAGCGAAGGGAGAUAGAGAAGCCAAAAGGAGACCUGGACGUUUAAUGAGAAUCUAUAGAUCAUGCUGGUCUUCCCCUUUAAUUUGUGUCCUGUGGUGUUUGUCAGUAAGAGUAUGCAUCCUUUAUAGAUUUUCUGCUGUUUAACUUGUGGACCGAGGCAUCCAGGGCUACGGAAGAAUGGCUAGUAAGAAGGUUAGAGUGUAAAUCUUGCUUACAGCAUUUGCAAAUCGUGUUCUACUUAAAUGCACAAUGGAACCAGUUGUUGUUGUAAGUCUAUGAAACGGGAUUUGUGGGGUUGGAAUAGAAGAAAAAUGGUGAAUAUCAAUCGUGGCAUUGGAGAUUUCUCUUGUAAAAUAGACAGCAAAAAAUGGUUUGAUCCCAACCCCUUGUGUAUUAGUAGUGAAGACUCAUGAUAUAGAAUUAGUUUUUCGUUGCUACUUCGUGUCAUCGUGUGUGUGACAGAAGAUGAAACAUAUUUGUUGUCUGCGACUUUGUAUGACACACUAUGAAAUGAUUACUUUGCUAAUCCAGAAGGUGACUUUUGUGGAUAA